Molecule: messenger RNA, 1683 nt
Organism: Oreochromis niloticus (Nile tilapia)
Lineage: Eukaryota; Metazoa; Chordata; Actinopteri; Cichliformes; Cichlidae
Gene: mtx2
Product: metaxin 2
Exons: 10
Coding region: 108-887 (259 amino acids)
Biological process (GO): mitochondrion organization
Cellular component (GO): SAM complex; cytoplasm
Source: RefSeq, a predicted model, not a curated record
AGUGACUGCAGAACAAGUACUUGCCCUUAAACUUGCAAGCAGUGCUGUUGCUCAGAUCGCUCAUUAUUCUAAUCAUUAUUUAACAAUAAGAGUACAACAGCAGCACUAUGUCUCUUGCGGCAGAGGCGUUCAUGUCGCAGAUGGCAGCUGCUGAGCCGUGGCCUGAAAAUGCAACCUUGUACCAGCCACUGAAGGAGGAUCAGAUUCUCCUGUCGGACUGCGCCUCAUCUCUCGCUGUUCAGGCGUACCUGAGGAUGUGUGGUCUGCCAGUUCAGGUGGUCUACAGAGCAAACGCUGAAUACAUGUCACCUUCUGGUAAAAUUCCCUUUAUCCACGUGGGCAACCAGGUGGUGUCAGAACUGGGGCCGAUUGUGCAAUUUACUAAAGCCAAGGGUCAUUCUCUGAGCGAUGGCUUAGAUGAUGUUCAGAGAGCAGAAAUGAAAGCGUACAUGGAGCUGGUCAACAAUAUGCUGCUUACUGCUGAGUUGUACAUUCAGUGGUGUGAUGAUUCUACAGCCACUGAGAUUUCUCGUCCCAGAUACAGCAGUCCGUACUCAUGGCCUCUCAAUAAAAUCCUCGCCUACCAGAAGCAGUGGGAGGUGCGCAGGAAGAUGAACGCCAUUGGCUGGGGAGGGAAAACGUUGGAGCAGGUUUAUGAAGAUGUGAGUCAAUGCUGCCAGGCUCUCUCUCAGAGGCUGGGAACACAGUCAUACUUUUUUAAUAAACAGCCUACGGAGCUGGAUGCAUUGGUGUUUGGCCAUCUCUUCACUAUACUGACUACUAGACUGACCAGCACUGAGCUGGCAGAGAGGAUCAAGAGCUACAGCAAUCUUCUGUCCUUCUGCAGACGCAUUGAACAGACCUACUUUGAAGACAAGAGCUCCUGAAGGACUGAAAAUAACAUAUCUGUCUCUCUAUCACCUCUUCUCGUACAUUCUUUCCUUCUCUCAUUCCCCAGAUUGUAGCCCCAAGAAGCUGAAAUGCCUAAAAAAAAAUUGCAUACGUGUCCUUUCUCCUAUUUUUCCUUCACUUUUGGCUUCCUGUUCAUACAUCAUCUCCAGAAGUUUAAGAAUUAUGAAUGUCCUGAAGUAAGCAUAAUUUUUAAGUGUAUUAAGAAUAUGUAAAAGAAAAUGUCCUGAGUUAAAUGUAUUUUUCAAAAUAUUAUGAGAACAAAUGCCACAUAUGCUAGUAACUGUGAUCGUCACAGUUAGUAGAACACCUUGAGAAUCCAGCUUUAUAAAAAGUGAAUACAAAAAGGUUGCUAUACAACCUUAAAUCAGUCUGAAAUGAACAUCAAAGAUUAGGAUUAAAAGCUGGUCAGACUUCUAAAUCUUGUGCUUGUCAAAAGUGCGUUUCUAAACACCCACUGCCUCGCUGAAAACCGAGGUGUGGAUUUCCCAGCCUCGUGACAUGACUGCAUUUCAGAAAACAGAACUCCACUUGACCUACGUCCGAGGUCAAAUGGCUCACUGUGUUUUUCCUCCAGGGCACUCGCAAAGCUUGCAAGAAAUGUGAAACGCAGAGAGAAAAUCCAGAGAGAGGUUGCUUUUUAUUCUGUACAAAAUGCAUGAACAUAAUCAAGAAGAUGUGAUUUAUUCCUUAUUUUUUCAUGUUUUACUUGUGUGAAUAGAAAGUGCCUACAUGAUGGAAUACACUUACACAUUACAUUUCUCCCCCAAAUAA